AAAGUAACUGCAAUUUAUCGUACAAUUUUCCAGCUUUUGGCGUUGUGAAAUGUCCAUAUGGAAACUCCGAUUGUCUUGUGACAAUGUAUGAUUCGCUCAUUCAAAAGUUGGCAGAUGGCAACAAGGAUUUGGAUAUACCACCACUAGAUCCCGUUGAAAUCAAGGAUUUUGUUAUAAAGACUCAAGAAAUAGGACCAUUCAAGAUUAACUGCACUUUUGACAAUUCCACUUUUCAUGGAUUCCGAAAUACGACAACCAAAAAGUUCACUGGCUUCCUGAAGGAUUUUGACGGCAAGGAGAAUGAAAUUAUGCUCUUCACACCCAAAUAUGUCAUGAACGGAAUCUACGAUGCACGAGGAACUCUCUUCGGCUUGCCUCUUCAAAUAUCAGGCAACAGCACAGUAAUCUUAUUAAAUGUGCACACACGGUUGAGAUUCAUAAGCAGAAAGUUGGAGAAGAAUGGAAAGAUUUAUGCCCGGAUAGAUAAUAUGAAAAUUAAAGCUGAGUUUGAUCGGAUGAGACUUGAAUUUCCCGAAUCUCGCGAGGAUAAUAGAAUUGUCGAAGAAAUUGCUUAUGAAUAUGUCAAUUCAAACUGGAAGCAGGUGUAUUCGAUUUUAAAAAGCUCAAUUUAUAAGACUUUUACUAAAAUAUGGCAAGACAUAUUCAAUCAGAUCACUACAAAGAUUCCUUACGAAGAGUUCUUCAUAGACGAAUAGAGUAAGAAUAGAAUUGAAGUAAAGGGUCAGGAGGAUCAGGGGGUGGAGAACAAUUAUUAAUAAAACACCUCAGUGUGUAUAAUUAAAAAUAAUUCAUAAUUUUAUUGCAAAGUUGCUAUUAGUUAUGAUAUAAUAGCAGACUAGACAUGCGUCAUAUAUGUAUUUUCAUCACUGCACAAUGCAAAUCGUUUUCCGACACUACUUUUAUGACGAUUUAUGCCUUUCAGACGAUCUAAUCCCACCCACACAGGUGUUAAUUCUUUUAUAUAUACAUAGAAAUUUAUUAUAUAAAUUCUCACUAUAUAAUUGAACGGAUCUAUUGAGAAAGAUUCGCAUUCCUAAGUUUGCUCGCAAAGUGAAAAGAUCAAACAAAAUGAAAGCUUUUCUCUCACUCGUACUCGUUGUAGGUCUACUAAAAGUUAAGUUAAUAGGUGGAUUUAAGUGUAAGUUUAGUGAAAGUUUUAUACGAUUUACAUGAAUAAAAAUAUUGCAUUCGAUUCUAUAAA
Phlebotomus argentipes is the source of this 1222-nucleotide messenger RNA. RefSeq names its product protein takeout-like. The record is from RefSeq and is a predicted model, not a curated record. The transcript has 4 exons. NCBI's taxonomy places the organism in Eukaryota, Metazoa, Arthropoda, Insecta, Diptera, Psychodidae. Bases 84 to 716 code for a protein of 210 amino acids.